This is a messenger RNA of Setaria italica (foxtail millet), 3219 nucleotides long. RefSeq lists its product as uncharacterized. The record is from RefSeq and is a predicted model, not a curated record. The coding region runs from base 107 to 2926 and encodes 939 amino acids. The transcript is spliced from 8 exons. NCBI's taxonomy places the organism in Eukaryota, Viridiplantae, Streptophyta, Magnoliopsida, Poales, Poaceae.
UUGCUACUGAAAUCCCCAGUCGGCCAGUCGCCCAGGCUCCGCUCUCCAGUCUCCACCACAAGAGCCGCAGGAAAAAAAAAAAACUCGCCGUCGUCGAGAGAGGGCAAUGGCGCCACCGCCGCCCGUCGCGUGGGCGGCGGCGGGGGAUCCGGCGGACGCGGAGCCGCUGGAGGUGCGGUGCGCGGGGUGCGGCGAGACGCUGGAGGUGGACCGGGGCCUGACGGAGUUCAUCUGCCCGGACUGCGCCACCCCGCAGUCGCUGCCCCCCGAGCUCAUGCCGCCGCCGCCGCCGCGCCGGCGGAAGGCGCUCCCGCUGCCCCGCGGCGCCGCGGACGUGCGGGGCGCGCGGCUCCCCUGCGGCGCGUGCGGCGCGCUCCUCAGCGUGCCCGUCGGGCUGCCGCGCUGCGCCUGCCCGCUCUGCGGCGCCGAGCUCGCCGUCGACACCGCGCGGCUCAGGAACUACCUCCUGUCCUCCGCCGCAGCGGCGGACGCCGUCCCCGUUUUGCCACUCGGCGCCUCCUCCUCGGUGCCACCCAUCCUCCAAGCCCGAGAGGCACAAACAGAGCAUCCUAAUCGGCUUAUUCCAGAGCAGGCAGAAUCAGAGCAUCCUGAUUACACUGUUGAUGAAGAGGAGGUACGGGUCAGCGAGGAUAAUGCAAGGUAUAGGGAGCAGAGGAACUUAUAUUCAGGUGGCCCCAGAAUUGUUAGGGCAGAAAAUAGACAUGGAGAGCCACUAAAUCAGGUCAGGCAUCAGGCUCAAGAUCUUCCUUCCAGCCAUGCUGUUCGUACAAAGCAGACAUAUCAAGAGAGUCCAGAUCGAGUUACUGAGGCACUGCGAAAUUCUUCUAAUCCUGCACUUUUUAGGGAAUCAGGGUGCAUUUCACAUAUUAACGAUACUACCACAACAGAUAUAAAUGGCACAGCUAGGCGCUCCAUUUGCCCCAAAACUGUAAAUCUUGAGAAGAGAAACAUGCAGACUCCCAAACAGAUCAUACAGAAGCCACAAAGACAACUUCCUUGCACUGUGACAUCUCCGGAACAUGCUCGGACAGAAUCUUCAAAUAGGGCAAUUCAUGUUCAGGAAAAGCAACAGGAGCCUGGAAAUGAAGCAAACCACAGAGAAAAUGCAUGCACUCGACUGGGCGAUGAGACUAUUGCAGACAAUAACAACAGGAGGAUAACUAGGCAGUUGAUUGACCUCAAUGCUAUGGGUGCAGAGAAGAGACAGGGGCUGCCAAAUGAUGCUACACAUCAGAUGCGGAAAGAACAAUCUGAUUCUGUGAUUCACAGGGAACUGGAUAAUCAAGUAACUCGUGUAGAAAACGAACAGCCAGGACAUCACAGAGUUCACACGAGGAAACGGAAGGGUCUGAUGGCUGCAUCAAAUUCAGGUCUUCAGCUUAGGCGUAGCAGACGUUUGGCGAAAGUUUCAUCUGCUGCCAUUGACAGACAACCUGUUAUAGAUGACAAACUGACAGAAAGUGAGCCUGAUGAGCAGUGGACUGCAUCUCCAGGACAAUGUUCACCUGAUCCGUCAGAUACUGAUAAAAUCAUCAACAAUUUAUCUACUAGUUCAUCUCCUUUGCAUGAGAUUCGUCAAACAAGCUCUAAUGAGUUGGAGAACCUUCAUUCAACUCCAAUACCUUCUUCAAAUCCCAACAUGUCCAAUCCUGAGUAUUUCUCAUCAAACCCUGACAUGUCUGAUCCUAAGCAUUUUUCUUCAAACCCCGACAUGUCUGAUCCUGAGCAUUUUGCUCAUACUUAUAUUCCUAUGGAUGUUAGAAGGGCCCUUGCAAAGCUAUCAUCCAAGUCAUUGCUUCACCAUAUGAUGUCUGGGCCAAGUUCUGGUGAGUCACACCUGCAUGAUUCAAUGGAUUCAGAAGGACAGAAACUGCAGGUAGCAUCUCAGAAUAAAGGCAGACGUCCUCGUGGUUUAACUCUAUGUCUAAAGUUGUGGACCAUGCCUAAGGGCAUGCGCAUACCAGUUUCAUUGAACACUUCAGGUUUGCCUAUUGGAAAAGAAGCAGCCACAUUGUCUUCCUUUCUGGGCACAUUAGCACGGGAUGGAAUAUUGGCACCUCUUUCACAUCUUGAUUGGAGAAGUGUUCCUGAGAAAAACAAGGAUGUGAUGUUUCAUAUUGUCAAGCUCAAAUUUGACAUCGCUCCAGUUGGUGAGUUAUGGAUUGUGAAAAGUUUAGGAAGGAAGUGGAAGAGCUGGAAAUCCAUAUUAAAACAAAAGCAUUUUGAUACACAUGAAACGGAAGAGGAGCGCCUUGCUGAUCGGAAUCCUCGUGUUCUUGAAGAACAGUGGCGAUUCUUAGUUGCAUAUUGGAGUACUGAAAAAGCUCAGGCUGCAAGUGCUCGAAAUAAGGCUUGUCAGGCGAAUGUAACCACUUACCAUAGCUCAGGAACGAAGAGCUUUGCACGUAUAAUUGAAGAGGAGAGGCAACAACGGCAUAAUGAUGAGCCUACAGUUGAGGAUUUGUUCAUAUUGACUCACAAACCCAAGGAUGGGAAGCCAAUGGCGAAGGCAGCAGCUAGUACCAUUGAGCGAUUCCGUGAACAGUGUCAAAAGCCAACGGAAGGCUCGGCAAGUGACUUCGGACUGGAGUCCCGCCGAACCAGGCGACGCAGGAAGCCAGCCUUGAAGACAUCUUUGAGGGAAGCCAUGGAGGCUAAAAGAAGGGCUGAAGAUGAGGCAGCUACGCUGAGGAAGAAGUUGUUUGCUAUGGAAGAAAGGCAAACGAAGCUGCAGGAGGGUAAAGGCAGUGUGAAGGGCGCGGAUGGUCCGGUGAACUCCCCGGAGGAGCUAGCAGGUGAACCGUCACCACCUCCAGGUUUUCCACAGGUUCAAAAUACCCCAGGCUCAGAUGAAAUUUGGGAGCCAUAUCGCGAUCUCUCGGAACUGUACGAUGCUUCGUCCUAAUGCUAGAUCCCUAGGGCAUUUCCUUAGUACCACCGACAAUAGCUGCACGAAGUAAAGAACGACGGGGUUUAGCUCGCUGUUCUGUGUCAUUCUGGGUAAUGUUGGCUCCCUAAACCUCGAGUUCACUCGGAAGUCGAGAAUACCUUUGACUGUAUUUGUCAUUGGGGGAGUACGUCUCAAAGUAUUUGACCAUCGAUAAAGUCAAAAGUGCACGUAGUAAAGAUCAGGCGCUGACUGCGCUAGACUACGCCACAACGCAUCCAAACGGGAAGCAGCUUUGACUUUUUAAACCA